UUUGCAAUUCCCACGUUCAGUCCAACAACUCAGUUCGCCUCCACGGAGCUUCUCUUCUACUUGCAAUUUCCAGAUGCAGGCGCAGAAACUCAAAGGAGCAACUUCUAGUUCAAUGUUGGAAUAAAGAUCACGGAUUAUAAUUUCCUGCGUGGAAGUUGGACUUCAGAUUUUUACCAUGACAGGACAAUUUCUGAAGUUUUUCUGCCUCAUGCCAGAACUCUAAAUUGAAUCAUUUAUUAUUUUUGAGUACUUUUAUCAUCAUUAUUUAUUUAUCUUUUUUAAUUUGGGCACAUGGACUGAUCAGAAGUUUCAUCUUGGAACAAUGUGUGCCUCUUUCUGGAUUCUUCUUCAUGUGGGGAAUUAAGUCAUUUUGCUAGAUACUGCAUGUGGUUUAUUUCCAAGAAGCGAUGGAAUUUUGUUUGCGAAUUCACAUUUUUACAGCUUUUGUCUCCUGCAUUAAGGUUUAUGCUCAAGUGGUGCAACCUGUGAAGCAUCCAGGCCUCCAGGUGUUGGCCACUGCCUCACACUAUUGGCCUCUCGAUGCCGUGGACGGAAUCCAUGAACUGUGGGACCAGAUUGGAAACAGACCAGGUUAUGUUAACGGGACUAACAUAACUCUCAGAAUCCACAACCACACUGUGCUCCCCUCUUCCCAUAACUCUUCCUAUGUGUAUACCAAUGACUCUGCCUACACUAACAUUUCUGCAACAGUAGACAUUGUUGAAGGAAUGGUCAACAAGGGCAUCUUUCUGAAUGGAGAUAAUGGCGGCACCUUUCUUCACUUUGGAAGCUACCAGAACUCUUGUAUCAGCGACCCUACUUUGUGUGGUCCUGAGGGCAUUACCUUUUCCUUUUUUUGGAAAAACCAUGAGGCCGAGUCCCGUUUUGCUGUAGCCUCUGGAGGAAAAGUUAUCUCCAACGGCUUCUCAGUCUACACUAACCCCCACGGAGGAUAUGUGGAGUUUUACACUCGAGGCAACAACCACAGAUGGAAGGCAGACAUCAGAGUUCCAGGGCCUUACUGGACACAUGUUCUCUUCACAUGGACUAAGAAGGAUGGUCUGAAGGUCUACAUCAAUGGGACCUUCACAGCUGGUGACACAGCUGGCAGGGUCUCUGACAACUAUGGAGAUCCCUACCCUGACCUUGUCAUUGGCACUGGCAACAACCGGGCAUAUGGUCACUACGUAACAGGGGCCUUCGAUGAAUUUGUCAUCUGGGAAAAAGCCCUUUCACCUACACAGAUCUCGUACUACUACAGUGCAGCCGUAGGUCAGGCCAUUCUUGCUGCCACAACUCCCAGAAUCUCCAGACAGGCCACUUCAACUGCACCGACAGUCAGAGCCACCGAAGUGAGUCCUUCUGUCUUCAGCAGCCACGGAGAGGAGGUCCAAAGCUCGCAGGGCCCGGAGUCCAUGCCAGUCAUUGGCUUCCUGAAGGCGCUGCCCAAUAGGACCAUUCCUCACAACACUGCCAACAACCUCACACAGGCUUUUCUCAAAAGUGUGGAAGAAGUGCUGUCCUCUCCAGGAUUGCCAGAGCAGUCCACCCCUGUGGUCAGCGGUCUGAUCGAGACAGUGGACAGAGUGAUGGAACAUAUGGUGACUAACCUGGAGCCCAGCCCCAACUCCCUCAUCUCUCUGGGUGGAACAUCUUUUGUUGCAGAUUACUCUCUGAUGAAAUUCCCAGAGAACUUCAACCUGCCCCAUUACCGCUUCCCAACAGAGGGCAAGAACUACAUCUCUGUGCCUGGAGAGGCGUUCACCAUGCAGUCUCAAACCACCAUCGUUGGCCUUUUCUACCACAACAUGCACAACUACUACAAAGAGAUCAGCCCUGUCAAGACCAGGAUUAAUGAAGCAGCUGAUUUCAGGGACCACAAGAUCCAGGUAGCGAGCUGUCUAAUCUCUCUAAAAGUGGAGCCUCUGCCGGCCUUGUCGGUGAAUCUUUCCGGUGCUCCGCUCAUCAAGAUCGUCCUCACCCAUGUCUUGACCAGAGAACAGCAGGAUCAAGUACUAAACCAGAGUAAUAAAGUCUUCCUCUACUGUGCCUUCUUGGACUACAGUUCUAAAGAGGGACUGUGGUCCAAUGAAGGCUGUGUUCGCUCAGAAGGGAACAUGACGUAUUCUGUGUGUUUGUGCAACCACCUGACCAACUUUGCCAUCCUAAUGCAAGUUGUUCCUUUGAAGCUCACGACUGGCCACAGGGUGGCACUAUCAACCAUUGGUUAUGUUGGCUGCUCCAUUUCCAUCUUCUGUCUUGCCAUCACUCUGGUCACCUUUGCAGUUCUGUCGUCAGUAAGCACCAUCCGUAACCAACGCUACCACAUUCACGCCAAUCUGUCCUUUGCCAUCCUGGUGGCUGAGAUUUUAUUGCUCAUCAGCGCGCGCUUUGACCCGGGAACGCUGCCUUGUAAGAUCAUGGCUGUCCUGCUUCACUUCUUCUUUCUGAGUGCCUUUGCCUGGAUGCUGGUGGAGGGUCUCCACCUCUACAGUAUGGUGGUCAAGGUGUUCGGCUCUGAGGGCAGCAAACACUUCUACUACUAUGGCAUCGGUUGGGGUUCGCCAUUGGUCAUCUGUGUGGUGUCCAUGACAUCAGCUCUCGACAGUUACGGUGAAACUGACAACUGCUGGCUGUCACUGAAGAACGGAGCCAUUUGGGCCUUUGUGGCACCAGCUCUUUUUGUCAUUGUGGUGAACAUUGGCAUUCUGAUAUCUGUGACCAGGAUCAUAUCUCGAAUCAGCGGAGAGAAUUACAAGGUUCAUGGAGAUGCCAACGCAGUCAAGCUGACUGCGAAGGCUGUGGCUGUGCUCCUGCCUAUACUGGGCAUUUCAUGGAUCUUUGGUGUUCUCGCCAUCAACACACACUCUCUGCCAUUCCUUUAUAUUUUUGCUGUAUUCAACUCAUUACAAGGGUUCUUUGUCUUCUUGUUUCACUGCCUUCUCAACUCUGAGGUCAGAGCUGCUUUCAAACACAAAACCAAGGUGUGGUCUCUUACCAGCAGCUCCAUCCGCAACAUCAAUGUGAAGCCCUUUAACUCAGACAUUAUGAAUGGAAACAAGGAGGGUGUGACACCGACCAAAUUGAACACAUGGGACAAAAGCACCAACUCAGCCAACCGUAUCGACCUCUCUGCCGUGUAGCGGGCCAGAUCACCGUUUGUGUUUGUGGCCAAAGAGCAAUCUGUAGCUCACUCGAGUGGAAUGGCAAACACUGGCCAGCCGCAUUCUCCCGUUAUGUAAUGAAUUGGACACUCAACCACUCAAGUGAAAGCAAUACCAAAGGAGGCGUUUUGUAGCUGAACAAUAGCUUCACCUUUAAAGACAAACAGACUCUUAGGACUGUGCCUUACUAGUCUCACGCAGAAACAUAAUUUCCAAGUAGAAAAGCGGGAAUUUCAGAGGAGAAUUUAGUGAAGUGACAGAGGACAGUGCAGUUCAGGCUCAGGCAAUAAUGCUCUGUGUAGCAGGGGAUCUUGAUUUGUCUGGCAUGGUCUAAAAAGUAUACAGGCUUUUUGCCUUCUUGCAGAGAGUUAGAUGAAAAGAUUGAUGCAACUUUCAUGUCUGCCAAGUGUUUACACUCAAAUUAAAAAGUAAAUAAUUGGGCAGUAAGCUACAAACCAGAAAACCUUCCAAAAUCAUUGUCAGAGAGAGUGGUGCAGCAACUAACUUCUGAUGUACUUACUUAUUCUACAGAAGAGUAUUAGAACCACUGAUAUUUUUGUUGAAAAAAAGAUUUGAAAAGCAUAUCUUCCUUGAGAGGGUAUGCAAGUAUAUCACCCUCAUAUAUAGUCAGUGUAUAAAGAGAAUCAAAUGUUUGCUUGUCCAAAUAUAUCAACAGUUACCAUGAGAUGGUUAGCAUAGCUUAGCACAAAGACUGGAAACAAGGGGAAAUAGCUGGCCUGCCUCCGACCAAAAUGACAGAAUUCACCUGCCAACACUUCUAAUUCUAAUUAAUCAACACUUUAUAUCUCAUUUAUCUAAUAUGUACACAAAAUGAAGACUACAGAGUAGCUAGCCAAUCGAGUUGUUUCCGCUUUUGGCAGAAUUAGUGUUAAGCUAAGCUAAUGCUACUAGCUAGUGUCAUAUUUAGCAUGCAGACAUGAAAGUUACAGUGAUUUUUUUCAUCUAACUCUUGGCCAGAAGACAAAUUAGCUUCUAAAAUAUCAAACGACAUCUUUAAAUCGUAGUUAAUUAAUUACUCUGUCUCACAUUUUACAGUUGUGUGAUUCUCUUCAUUAAAUUUUAAAAUUUACGUAAUUUGGGAGUAUUGUUGGGCACAAAUUCAUAACCUUCAUUAGAAAAAGAGCAAAUAUAAAUAUACUGUUAAAUGUCCCUACACCUUAACAGUAUUUAUCAUUACAAAAGACAAAUUGCAAAUUUAAUCUGUAUGAAUUUCUUCAAUAUUCGCCUGAUCCACACGUUCUCACAUUUUUAGGAACAUCACAACACAUUAACUGCAUAAUAAUCAUGGAUGAUGUACCAGUGAAUAAGACUCUGAUAUAAUGUAUUUAUUUAUUUUGUGAUUCUGAGUUCUUCAUCGUGUCUUCUGCUAAGUGUCACAGCUCAACAAUCAGUAUGUUCUCAUGUUAAAUUCUGUGUUUAUUUGUGGUUUCUCUCUCUGAAAUGAACUGACUGGCAUAGUUGCAGUACCUCAUAUGUUAGUAAGCUGCCAUAUGUUAUGCUCUUCGAGGAAUAGUGAAUAUUGGUUGUGUAUUGAACACAAUUCUGUGAACUUUUAUGUUGUCUUUAGCUAUUUUUGUUGCUAAUUUCUUAUAAAUUUCCAAACAUUUUGUACAAUAAAAUAUGAAAUGAAAUGUGUCCUACAACAGAGGGACUUGGUAAGGUUGUUGCUUUUUUUCUUAACAUACUGUGAGAAUGGAGGGAGAUGACAUUGUUUAAAACAUCAUUGAUCUUACACUGUACCAACAUUAAGUUUCCUAGAACAGGAUUUACUGUAAGUCACUCUGCACUCACUUUUCAUGUCUGAUUUAAUUAUUUCAGUAUUCCUAAGCUUUUAUAUGGCCUUUAGUGAUUGUUGUCUUACGGUACUAUGGUUUGUUCUUCCAGUUAUCUUUAUUAAAAACUGUUUAUAACAAGAAA
Messenger RNA from Amphiprion ocellaris (clown anemonefish), 5102 nucleotides. It is a transcript of the gene adgrd1, whose product is annotated as adhesion G protein-coupled receptor D1. Gene Ontology annotation, molecular function: G protein-coupled receptor activity. Gene Ontology annotation, cellular component: membrane. NCBI's taxonomy places the organism in Eukaryota, Metazoa, Chordata, Actinopteri, Pomacentridae. Gene Ontology annotation, biological process: cell surface receptor signaling pathway; adenylate cyclase-activating G protein-coupled receptor signaling pathway. Bases 408 to 3143 code for a protein of 911 amino acids. The transcript has 26 exons. The record is from RefSeq and is a predicted model, not a curated record.